AUGGCUGACUCCCUAUUGGCGACCAGGUCUGCUGUGUCUGAUGAUGAGGAUGACACUCAUCCGAACAUUGAUACCCCCAGUUUGUUUCGAUGGCGACAUCAAGCUCGGCUAGAGCGAGAUGCGGCUUGGGCAAAGGAGAAGGCGGAAUUCGAGACGCAGUAUAAAGCGUUCUUGCAAAAGUACAACACUUGUCAGCAGAAGCUUGCAAAAGCGAAAGAGUCUAAGAGCGCCGAUUUGUCUGAACUGGAAUCCCAAAUGAAACAAUUAGAAACAGAAGAUAAAACUUGGCGCGAAAAAGAAGCAGAGCUUAAGAAAAAGGAGAAGAUCAUCAAUUCAGCCGCACUGAAACACGAAGAACCUCAACCGGACACCGAAGAAUCCGAGGAAGCUGCCAUCAACCGAUUAAAGGAAUUUGUGAAAAAACACAACAAAGAUAUCCGAAAGUUUGGCAUGUUCCAGAAACCGAUCGAUUCACAAAACUUCCUAAUCGAACAUCCGUUCUUGGUCUGCGAUGAGACAGCAAAUCAACUGGUCCUGUGGUGUAUUGAUUUAGCAAUGGAAGAGGCGAGUUUAUUGCACAAAUUCGAUCUAAUGAAUCACGUGUCCCAUCAGUGUAUUGUGAUGCAAUUCAUGCUCGAAUUGGCCAAAUCUCUCAAAUGUGAUCCGCGUAGUUGUAUUCGACCGUUCUUUGCCAAUGUUCUUGUUCAAGUCGGACACCGUCCGUCUACAGCCCGUGUACUGCGCACGAAUAUUCCGUUCGACCGGUUGGAAGAACGUGAGAAACGUUUAGGACCAGGUGGUUUAGAUCCCGUAGAAGUUUUUGAAAGUUUGCCACCAAACAUGAAAGAAUGUUUUGAGAAGAAAGAUGUCGAGAUGUUGAAAACAGUUUUAUGCUCCAUGGACCCAAAAGACGCCGAAUAUCACAUGAAACGUUGCGUGGAUAGUGGAUUAUGGGUGGACAAUGUCAAUCCCGAAGCCGGUGACGAAGGGGACAAGGCUGAAACCGCGAAUGACGAACCAGAUGCCACCGGAUCCACGGAGCAAACAAACGCCACCGCGUGA
This is a messenger RNA of Echinostoma caproni, 1062 nucleotides long. NCBI's taxonomy places the organism in Eukaryota, Metazoa, Platyhelminthes, Trematoda, Plagiorchiida, Echinostomatidae. The record is from the annotation of a GenBank genome assembly.